CAGCUUCGUUAACGAGUUUGCAGCCCAGUUGAAUCUCUUCUCGCAGUCGGGUCACUUCCUUUGUUUGUUUAUUUUUGGCGCGAGCGGCGCUGCGCGCAGGGAGGGGGUCCCGUCCGGUCCCGACCCUCCACCGCCAGCUGUGGCGUCACCUGGAAGUAGUCACGCUGGGCGGGGUGACCCGGGAACAACAAGAUGGCGGAGAGUUUCGGGUAGGCAAAAAAGAAAAACAUUGACGGCGUCUUACUUUCUGUCAACAUUGCAACAUCCCCUGAGUCGGCCUACAUGAAGUCCCUGUUGCCCUCUGAUGUGAGGGGGGCCGCCUUAGUGACCUCGCACACAUCUCUGUUUGCAGAAGUCGGCUGAGUAACGCAGACUUCAGCCCGUUAGUCCGGUGAAACAGCCACAUGUGGCGCGACAACAAAGAGGAAUUCAGCAUGAAUCUCCAGCAGCCGGCACCUCUCGUCCCCCCCGUCCACCCUGACGUGCAGAUGAAGCCGCUGCCCUUCUAUGACGUGCUGGACGUCCUGAUCAAGCCUUCAAGUCUAGGAGCGAGUCCUGCACAGAGGCACCACCAAGAAAAAUAUUUCAUCUUUGCCUUGACGCCACAGCAAGUUCGGGAGGUGUGCAUAUCCAGGGACUUUCUACCAGGUGGCCGAAGGGACUAUAUGGUUCAGAUUCAGCUGAGGUUUUGCUUGUCAGAGACGAGUUGCCCUCAAGAGGAUAACUACCCAAACAGUCUUUGUAUAAAGGUUAAUGGGAAACUUUUCCCUCUGCCAGGUUACGCACCGCCACCGAAAAACGGCGUGGAACAGAAGAGACCUGGAAGAUCUCUAAACAUCACCUCUCUUGUCCGACUCUCCUCCGCGGUCCCCAAUCAGAUAUCAGUCACAUGGGCGCCUGAAAUUGGCAAAACCUAUUCCAUGUCUGUGUACCUGGUGAGGCAGCUGACGUCACCGCUGCUGCUGCAGAGGCUGAGGAUGAAGGGCAUCAGGAACCCGGACCACUCCAGAGCGCUAAUCAAAGAGAAGCUGACAGCAGAUCCGGACAGCGAGGUGGCCACAACAAGCCUCCGAGUCUCACUCAUGUGCCCGCUGGGUAAGAUGCGGCUGACGGCGCCGUGCCGGGCGGUGACCUGCUCCCACCUGCAGUGUUUCGACGCUGCCCUUUACCUGCAGAUGAACGAAAAGAAGCCCACCUGGAUCUGUCCCGUGUGCGACAAGAAAGCCGCGUACGAGAGUCUCAUCAUCGACGGUUUGUUCUUGGAGAUCCUGAACGACUGCUCCGAUGUGGAUGAGAUCAAGUUCCAGGAAGACGGAACUUGGUGUCCCAUGAGACCAAAGAAAGAGGCCGUCAAAGUGUCCUCUCAGUCGGUUCCCAAAAUUGAGACCUUGGCUCCCUUACGGCAGUCAUCAGCGGUGCCUCAUUCUACGGAGUCCGGCACCGCCAAGAAGGCCGACGUGAUCGACCUGACCCUGGAGAGCUCCUCGUCCUCCUCGGACGAAGAGGACUCGGACCCUCCGCUGAAGAAGCGCUGCGUUUACAUUUGCAAGAACGAGGAGAUGCACGCGAAGGGCGUGCUGACCUACCAGCCCACCGUGCGCGUGCCCAACGUCCAGGCCCUGGACCCGUCCUACCUGACCUCCACGCUGGCCGACUACGCAGUCCCCUUCCACCCGUCCACCCUGGCCAGCAUCCCAACAGACAUGCAGAGUCUGGAUUUGUUUUCCUUAAUUCAAGGAGAUCCUCAGAUCAACUUGUUUUUGCCCGAGCAGCACUACCGGCCUCAGAUGUUCCUGGACAACCUGACCAGCAGCAUGCAGAGCGCGGCCAGCACCAGCUCGGCCCUGGUCUCCUCCUCCAGCAGCCACUACGACACCGGCGGCCACGAGACCCGGGUCAUCGCGGGAGGAGGGGGCGGCGGCGGCGGAGGGACGGACAGCGGCCUAUCGGAUAUCAUUUCACUAGACUGAGCCGCGACUCACUGGACCUCUGCGGGCUCGUUUCCCGUGGUCUUUUUUUUAGUGUACAUGCCUUUUUUUUAAUACCCAGAAGCACUCAAACUGGUAAACAUCAGCAUUUUGAUGGCCUGAGCAUUUUUACAAUGUUACAAACUGUUUUGAGGUAGUUCCCCGUAACUGUGGGUAAUUGUGGGUAAAUACUUGUGUGCUGUCGUGGUUGCAGUGUUUUAAUCACACGAGAGCAAACCAAUGAUUGAGUUCGCCUUCGUUUAGUCCAAUAUUCCCCGAGGGUUUAACCUUCGUAUAGACAAACACAUCCCCACUGUUUUAGUCUUGGUUUAGUACAACGUUCUUUGCUUAUUUAAACUUUGGCCUGGUCCAAUAACAACCAGGUAUGUGCAUUUGUAUGGCCUGAGCAGCUAGUCUCUUGGCAUACAGGUGUAGAAAUAUUCCUCCCUGGCAGAUAAAUGUCGGGACCCCCCCCCCCCCCCCCUGUUGUUCUGGCAUUGGAAAUAUUUAGGUCAUUGAAGUCGUCAUUUAACCAAUUAGUUUCUUUGCACAUUCACGUAACUCUGACUUUGGCCUUUUUUCACCUGGUUGACGUGUGCGUCUUCAGCACCGACCCCAGUCGGGACGGGUGGAGGGGGGGGGGCCCGGCGCUCCCACCGAGGCCCUGGUACAAAGCGGGGAGCCCCACGGUGAGAAAGACUUGUGGACCGACGGACGUGCUGUCCACUGGGACCAGAGGGGACACGUCAGGGACUCGAAGCGUCUUCAUUUGGUGUUCAAAGCGCUCACUCAUUACUUCAGCGAGGUCGGUCACGGGGCAGCUCUCACGUCACGCUGACAGAAAAUGUUCCUUUUGUAAUUUUAGUCGGAGCAAUAAUCAUUUAACCAGUUCUGGGUUGAAUCGAGUUGUAAAUGUAGUUCAGAAACGCUGCAGCACUCUGAUUCCCGAGUCCGCUCCCGGGCCUCCACAUGCAGUCACUGUAUUUCCUCGUACGAGUUGCAAACGUGCUGUUUGUUUUGUGUCAAAUCUUUGGCAUUUCCGCUCAUUGGCUUCCUUUCCGACAUCAAGGCGGUCAGGUGCAUGGUGUGUAUCUCCUUUAUCGGCCGCUCUGGAAGAAAAUCGGACGUGUGGAAUGUGGAAGUGUACAUUGUUAUUGUUAUUUUUUCCCCUACAAAUGUGUGCAUCAGCUUUUACCAGCGAGAGACGGUUCUGAGGAUUUAUGACAUAAUGUGAAAUGAGGGUUUGUUCGGUUCCUGUUGCCAAAGGUGUGAUCUUCAGCUAACAUCUUUCUUAAAGUCCACUCUGUAACUUGGCCUCCAUUGUGCUUUUGAUUUUGUCGUGUUUCAUUUUGAUGCAACGCGUCGCCGGGUGCUCUGCGUAAACACCUUAACGUCGGCCCGCUCCGUCCAAAGCGAGCCGCGGAGACGAAGGACGACCAGCGGGGCGGCUGCUGCGUCCUAGGAACCGUCUCUGCAUCGCUGACUCUCAGCCACCAGGAGCCAAAUCUCAGGGACCUGAACCUCACUCGUCCGGACUCAGUGGCCCACGCAGACUAAACUACUCUGAGCGAUGCUGCCAGUAUCUGAAACACAGAGAGAUUUUAGGCCAGUGUAUCUAUUCAAUUUAAGCAUCAAACACACAAAAUACAAAAAAUAUCCUUUGGUUUUAAA
Molecule: messenger RNA, 3638 nt
Organism: Gasterosteus aculeatus aculeatus (three-spined stickleback)
Lineage: Eukaryota; Metazoa; Chordata; Actinopteri; Perciformes; Gasterosteidae
Gene: pias2
Product: protein inhibitor of activated STAT, 2
Biological process (GO): protein sumoylation; regulation of transcription by RNA polymerase II
Cellular component (GO): chromatin
Molecular function (GO): zinc ion binding; SUMO ligase activity; transcription coregulator activity
Source: RefSeq, a predicted model, not a curated record